Molecule: messenger RNA, 3735 nt
Organism: Emys orbicularis (European pond turtle)
Lineage: Eukaryota; Metazoa; Chordata; Testudines; Emydidae
Product: ATP-dependent translocase ABCB1-like
Exons: 27
Coding region: 1-3735 (1244 amino acids)
Biological process (GO): transmembrane transport
Cellular component (GO): membrane
Molecular function (GO): ABC-type oligopeptide transporter activity; ATP binding; ATP hydrolysis activity
Source: RefSeq, a predicted model, not a curated record
AUGGACGACCCUCUACAGAGCCAGUUUGGGUAUGCCGAUUGGUUGGAUAUCAUUUUGAUGAUAAUAGGCUUGAUUGCAGCUGUUGCAAAUGGAACAGGGCUGCCACUUAGGAUCAUUGUUGGUGGAGAGAUGACAAACAGCUUUGUGACAAUUGGCCAAGCAGUAAAUAUGUCUGCAGCUGUGAUGAAUAGUAGCUCUACUUGUCCAGCGAUUCCAGGUUUGGAUAUAGAAGCUGAAAUGACCAGAUUUGCCUACUACUAUGCGGGUAUUGGCUUUGCUGUAGUGAUACUGAGCACGAUCCAAGUCUGGACAUUUUUGAUCUCAGCUGCAAGACAGACAGCAAGAAUCCGACAAAAGUUUUUUUUCGCAAUACUUCACCAGGAGAUGGCUUGGUUUGAUACCAGCCAGAUUGGAACGUUGAACACCCGACUGACGGAUGACAUUAACACCAUCCAGGAAGGCAUCGGAGACAAGAUCUGUAUAUUUGUACAAUUCUUUGCCUCGUUUCUGACAGGGAUUGUUAUAGGAUUCGUCUACGGGUGGAAACUGACUUUGGUGAUUUUGUCAGUUAGCCCUCUCCUUGCUGCAGCAGCAGCCGUUGGAUCAAUCUGCCUGGCAUCGUUCACUACAAAAGAGCUGACUGCUUAUGCUAGAGCAGGAGCUGUGGCGGAAGAAAUUUUGACUGCUAUCAGAACAGUUGUUGCUUUCAAUGGACAGAUGAAGGCAUUAGCAAAAUAUGAUGUUAACCUAGAGAAUGCUAGGAAAGUUGGAGUAAAAAAAUCCAUUACCACCUACACAUCUUUGGGUUUCACAGAGUUUAUUUCCUUUGGAGCCUAUGCUCUUGCAUUUUGGUACGGAAUCAAACUCACAGUGGAGGAGAAAGAGAAUUAUGACAUCGGACGUGUGUUAAUUGUAUUAUUCUCUGUGGUCUGUGGCACAAUCUUUCUCGGACAGGGCUCCCCACACUUGGAGAGUGUUGCCAAUGCUCGAGGUGCUGCCUAUGAAGUGUACAAGGUUAUCAAUAAGCACUGUCUUCUAGAUAGCAGUGCAAAGCAAGGAUACAGACCAGACAAGCUCAAAGGAGACAUUGAAUUCAAAAACAUCCAUUUCAGUUACCCAUCUAGACCUGAUGUUAAAAUUCUCAAGGGCCUGAACCUGAAAGUUCCAUCGGGGAAGACCAUCGCUCUGGUUGGCUCCAGUGGCUGUGGCAAAAGUACUGCUAUUCAGCUGCUACAGAGAUUCUAUGAUCCAGUCCAAGGAGAGGUUAGUUUGGAUGGACGAGAUAUUCGGACACUUAAUAUAAAGUGGCUCAGAGAACGUAUUGGCCUUGUAAGCCAGGAGCCUAUUCUGUUUGCUACAACAAUAGCUGAGAACAUUCGCUGUGGCAGAGAGGGUAUUACUGAUUCUGAAAUUGAGAAAGCAGCUAAAGAAGCCAAUGCUUUUGAUUUUAUAUCCAGACUGCCUGAUAAAUUUAACACCAUGGUGGGGGAAAGGGGAGCUCAGCUGAGCGGAGGGCAGAAACAGCGAAUUGCUAUUGCCCGUGCCCUGGCAAGGAAUCCCAGGAUUCUGCUGCUGGAUGAAGCCACGUCUGCUCUGGACACUCAGAGUGAAUCUAUUAUGCAAGCAGCUCUUGAUAAGGCUAGGGCUGGACGUACCACCAUUGUGAUAGCUCACCGGCUCUCCACAAUCCGGACAGCUGACAUUAUUGCUGGAUUUCACAACGGUGUUGUUGUUGAACAGGGAACACACAAUGAACUCAUGACACAGAAGGGUGUCUACUAUUCUCUUGUGAUGCAGCAGCAUCAUGGUGGAAACACUCAAAAUGAGAUGUCAGAAAGCGGUGAAGAGACAGAAGAUGAAGACUAUGAGGAAGAGGAUCUAGAUGAUCUCAGGAUGGAGAACCUGACUGAUCUUGAGGAAAUAGAUGGCAAGAUAGAUGGCUUCAGAAUUCAUACUGUUUGCAGUAAAGAGGAAAAUCUCCCUGCUGUGCCUUAUUCCAGGAUUCUGGCUCUGAACAAACCUGAGUGGCUGCAUAUAUUCUUUGGCAUGAUUGCUGCUGCCUUCUCUGGUGGCGUCCACCCUGCAUUUUCUGUUAUAUUUGGAAAAAUCAUUGGGGCUUUUCAAGAAACAGAUCCUGAAAAAAGGAGCAAAACCACCACAUUGCUUUCUCUAAUGUUUCUUGUACUGGCAGUGAUCAGCUUAGUAACACACAUAAUCCAGGGAUUCAUGUUUGGAAAGUCUGGGGAAGUUCUGACCAAGAGAUUGCGAUCUUUGUCAUUCAAAGCAUUGCUUCAGCAGGAGAUUGGGUGGUACGACGAUCAUAAAAAUGCCAUAGCUGUUUUGUUAACCAGACUAGCUACAGAUGCUUCACAAGUCAAAGGGGCUACUGGAAGCCGACUUGGCUUGUUCACUAAGACUGCCUCUACCCUUCUGACCGCCAUCAUUAUUGCUUUUGUAUAUGACUGGCGAUUAACUUUGUUUAUCCUGGCCUGCAUUCCUUUCGUUAUUGCUGCAAGUGCUAUUCGACUGAGCUCUGCGGCUGGUCAGGCAUCAAAAGAUCAAAAAGCUUUGGAAGAGGCCGGACGAAUUUCAACAGAAGCAGUUGAAAAUAUAAGAACUGUGGCUUCAUUAACUAGUGAAGAUGCAUUCUAUGAGAGAUAUAAUGCAAGUUUGAAUGGUCCAUACAGGGACUCUCUAACAAAAGCCCCCCUAUAUGGACUUACCUAUGGAAUAGCCCAAACUGCAAACUACUUUCUUUAUGCAGCAAUCUUCAGAUUCGGGGCAUGGCUCAUUGCUAAUUGUUAUACAAACUUUGAAAAUGUAUUUAUAGCCUUUUUUUCAGUUCUAUUUGGUGCUAUGAAUGUUGGGCAGUCCGCUUCUUUGGCACCAGAUUUUGGCAAAGCUAAAGUUUCUGCCCAACGAAUCUUUCAGCUUUUGGAUCGGAAACCCUUAAUUGACAGCUAUAGUGAAGAGGGUACAAAACUGAGUCAGUUUGAUGGUAACAUUGAAUUCAGGGACAUCCAUUUUGUAUACCCUACAAGACCAGAAGCUCAAGUUUUGCAAGGACUCAGCGUGAAGGUUAAUAAAGGACAGACACUAGCCUUGGUGGGGAGCAGUGGUUGUGGCAAAAGCACAUCCAUUCAGCUGCUGGAGAGAUUUUAUGACCCUAUGGCAGGACAAGUGUUUGCAGAUGGGUUCGAUACCAAGUCUUUGCAUUUGCAAUGGUUAAGGUCCAAAUUGGGUAUUGUGUCACAGGAGCCUAUUUUGUUUGACUGCAGCAUUGCUGAAAAUAUCCAGUACGGAGACAACAGUAGGGUUGUCAGUCAGGAGGAAGUUGAAGAGGCAGCUAAAGCAGCAAAUAUUCACACCUUCAUAGAAAAUCUUCCAGAGAAGUAUACUACCCGAGUGGGUGACAAAGGAGCACAACUUUCUGGAGGUCAGAAACAAAGAAUAGCAAUUGCUCGUGCUCUAGUUCGUAAGCCAGCAGUUCUGCUUCUGGAUGAAGCCACAUCUGCUCUUGACAUGGAAAGUGAAAAGAUUGUCCAGAAAGCCUUGGACGAUGCCAGGAAGGGUCGAACCUGCAUUAUUAUUGCUCACCGCUUGACGACCGUCCAGAACGCUGAUGUCAUAGCAGUGAUUCAUAAUGGAAAAGUAGUGGAACAAGGGACGCACAGCCAGCUGCUGGCAAAGGAAGGACAUUACUAUGCACUUGUAAAUGCACAAGUUUCUCAUUAA